Molecule: messenger RNA, 3489 nt
Organism: Cladocopium goreaui
Lineage: Eukaryota; Dinophyceae; Suessiales; Symbiodiniaceae
Source: the annotation of a GenBank genome assembly
AUGGUCUGGGAGGCCGAUUUAUCGCCAUAUGGCGAGUCAGCCGAAUUCGGCGGAAGCAGCAGCAGCUACCAGGUCCAGGAAGUGAAGCUAUCAGAAGUUGCUCCGAUGGAGCUUGUUGAAGAAAGUAGCAGCCAAGACUCUCAAGAGAGACUCAAAGAUACAGAGGAAUCCUUUCCAGCCUGUUGCUGCAGUUUUUUUUCUGCCACAAGGCCGCUCAUGUGCGUCGGCAUCGGCUGGUCUCUGAUCCUUUUAGUCGUGAGCAUUGGUCUUGCCGCUCUUCCGUUCAGGAUUGAGACCAAUUUCGACUCCUUUCUGAUCAGUGAUGUGGAGUCCUCCUUGCAUCGGGCUGCCUUCAACAGCGCAACAGCUUCCCGUAGCACAGGUGCCGUGCGGCGACUCCAAGCUCAAGCUUCGAGCGCCAACGCGUACUCGACCAAAGACCUCUUCAUCGGAUAUUCCUUGGCCGGACGGGCAGGACACAGAGGGAUUCUGACGGCAAAAUCUUUGAGCCAAAUCUCCAGGUUGGAGCAAUCGCUCCGAGAGACCCCGGGCUUCGCGGAAUUCUGUAAUCAGACCGAUGAGCUGUACCAUGGUCUCUGCAAUCCAGGCCUGUCCUUCAGCAGUUAUGCUUUGCCGACCUUGAACAUCACGGAGGGGAACAUAGUUCCCAAUUCUAUGACCCUUGAUGGGAUGGGAUUUGAUCCAGUCCCACUCCGAACAGCUUAUUUGGUCGCCAAAGAGCACAACUUGGCCGAUUUGUUCUUGCCAACUGGAUAUGAUCCAGAUGUUGAAGAGGGAGCUCAGGUCUUGCGAAGCCUGUUUCGCUUUAGAUUUGUGGUGGGAACGGCCAGGGACAAGGUGGAGGAUCGAGUUGCCGCAUCCAAAGUUGUGGAUAGCAAGUGGGAAGCUUUCUUCACAGAUGUCCUGGUGCCUGCCCUCGGUUCUAGUGAUAUGGUGACAAGUUUUAAGGAUGACAUGCAUGUGUGGUUCGAUGGAACUGGCUUCAGAGAUUUUGAAGUGUACAUGGCUGUGAUCAACGAUGUGCCUUUGGCCAUUGGCUCUGCAGUCUUCAUCCUUGCAUACAUGUUGGCUCACACUCGAAGUCUUCUUUUGGCAGUUGUAGGGCCUUUGUUGGCCAUGCUUUCAGUGCCAAUUACCUGGAUCAUUUGUGGCGCUAUCCUCGGCAACUCGACAGUGAACUUUGCCAACUUUUUGGCAGUGUUCCUUGCCAUAGGCUUUGGUGCAGAUGUGAUGUUUGUCUACUAUGAUGCUUGGACGCAGUCCGAAGGGCAUGCGGAGCAAAUUCCCAAGCGUUUGGCAUGGACCUACCAGCGAGCGGUGAAAGCUUCCUUGGCCACUACUUCCACGACUGCCUUGUCCUUUCUUUGCAACAUGGCCUCCGUAAUUCGGGCUCUUCGGCAAUUCGGUUUCUUCAUGGGAAUUUGUGUUCUGAUCACUUGGCUUUCGCUGACCUUCAUCUACGUCCCGACCAUUGUCAUCGACUACAUUUGGUGCAGGAGAGUUCGACUGUCCAGCCGACGCUUGGCAGGCUCCAAAUCGGCAUGCUUUGGAAGCUGGGCUCUGGUGUUGUAUCGCAUUCGCUACCGCAUCUUGUUCCUGACCAUAGUUUUCAUGGUGAUCUGUGUAUCCUUGGCUUUACCAGCUCUCACUGUGGGCACAGGGAUGCCAGAUGUAUUCCCGGACCAGCAUAAUCAGAACACCGGUGUGGAAGUCUUAGCACAGUUCGAGCCAGUGUCAAUCGCAUUCACCACAUCCCGACAGGACCCACCAAGAGAGGUGUUGGUUUGUCAGGGAGCUGACUUUGCAUCCACUGCAACUAGCUGUGUGAUGCAAUGGUGCGAAGCACGGUAUGUCUCCGAUGAACCUACUUGGGAAGGAAAUGGCACGUGCACCUGCAAGCGUCGCAUGACGACGGGAUGUAGCGGAUCAGCAGCUCCAGUUCGAGUUCGCUUUGUAGGUCCAUCCUCCCUGACAGAUCUUCAGUUGUCUCUGCAUGUGGUGAAUCAUUUGUUCGCUUGGCCAGACGCCGCGUCGCUGGACCUGAGCGUAGAGGCUCGGAGAGAUAUGAUCGAGGGGGCAAGGACAAAGCCGCAACUACUACAGCAAGUCUGGGACACGGGCGAGACAUCCUUAAGCAACACCAUGGAGAUCUCAGUGGGCUUCACCAGACAAGAGACCUCCAGUUGUGGCUGGGAUGAAAUCUGCUUCUGUGGAAACGGUGGAACACUGCAGUGUAUUUUGGACACCUGGGAUGGGACUUCCACUUUGGAUCUACCAGCUUUGCGUCGACUCCAGGCGACCACCGUGACCACCACUCGCACCACUGGGAUGUUGACCUCGUCCACAGUGCCAAUCUCCAAACGGACCAAGGUCCGUGCAGUUUUUGGCAUCUAUCCGGAGACUACAGUGAUGUUGCUUGGGGAAAGGCCUCCGGAAGAUACCUGGUCCUACAACCCUGGAUUCGAUCUUUCGGACCCCUGGGCCCAACGGGCCAUGUAUCAAUUUUGCAGCGAAAUUCCCUUGCACCUCAUGGUCACAAGGAAAUGGUGUUGGUUCGAGGACUUCCGCGAGUUUUCGAAGAUAUAUCAGGGGCGCUUCCCGGUGAAAGCUGUGGAUUGGGCAGUUGUCUCCAAACUAUACGUGGAUACUUCGACAAAAGGAACAAGGGGAACCAAAUAUAUUUGGCUGGAAGAAGAUGUGGUCAAAGGAAUGUACGUCUCUUUCGAACUUGGGAUAUCAAGAGAUGCCUCGAAUGAGGAGGUGCUUGACCUCAAGGAGAAGUGGGACAAAUAUGGCAGGAAUUGGAAGAAGCCAGACACCGCGAGCCCAUAUUUUCUUGUAUCAGAUGAAUGGGUCGCCGUAGAAUCUGCCAGCAGGCUGAUCACCAGUACAGCGUCCAGUCUGGCGAUUCUUUGUGUCUUAGCACUUGCUUGUAUGCUGAUCUUCACGCACAGUUGUAUCCUCUCAGUGGUGGUGGUUGUGUCUACUGUGAUGGUCAUCAUCGUCUUGUCCUUCUUCAUCACAGUGGUGAUGGGCUGGGAAGUUGGCCUCAUUGAAGUCAUCGCAUUCAUCUACUUCAUAGGCUAUGCAGUGGACUACUCCUUGCAUAUGGUCUACAAAUAUGGAAGCAACGAUGCUCUGACUGAGGAUGACCAAACAGACUUAGGAGCAGGCCGAGAAAAGGCUUCUCUGCGACUCCAACGGAUGAGUUUCGCCCUGAAGACCAUGGGAGGUGCCACAGUUGGAAGUGCCAUCACAACAGCAGGAUCUUCGCUGUUCUUGGUCUUCUGUACCCUCACCAUUUUUGCCAAGCUUGGCGCCAUGUGCUUCACUGUUACGAUGGCUUCAAUUCUGUUUGCACUCUGCCCGCUGGGUGCAUAUUUGAUGACACUUGGACCUGUACGACCUGGACUUUGUAAUCGAUGUUACAAUCAAUCCGCCCAGUUACUUGACGACCGCCGUGAGUAG